Galleria mellonella (greater wax moth) is the source of this 2709-nucleotide messenger RNA. RefSeq names its product trypsin-like. The transcript is spliced from 6 exons. The record is from RefSeq and is a predicted model, not a curated record. Lineage: Eukaryota; Metazoa; Arthropoda; Insecta; Lepidoptera; Pyralidae. Gene Ontology annotation, molecular function: serine-type endopeptidase activity. The coding region runs from base 138 to 1139 and encodes 333 amino acids. Gene Ontology annotation, biological process: proteolysis.
CGCGCCGCGUUGUCGUAUGCCAUGAUAAAUUAAAAAAAUAACACCACAGACACUAAAGUGUGAGUAAAUCAACAAAAGAGUUCUAAAUUUAAAUAUCCCGUGAGUUUUUUUUUUCCUUAAAAGUGCAAAGUGCCAACAUGAACGGUUUUAUUAUAUGUUUGCUUACUAUUGUAACAAUAGUAAAAGGCAAUGUAUUUUUCAAUCGUAUCAACCAUAUUGAAUACUAUAGAAACAGAACUAGGCCUUCAAAAGCGUUUCACAGUUUUUCAACGAACUAUUUCAAUCAGAACUUAGUGCCGAAGCCCGGGAAAUCGGAGCGGGUGCAAUGUGGUACUAGAACAGUCGACUUCAAUCCCAGAAGAACAGGGAAGAUUGUUGGUGGUACAGAAACACCGUAUGGAGCUUUCCCAUGGCAGGUCGAGAUUCAGAUGUUGGACCAUGAUAAGCUGGAGUUCGAGCACCACUGUGGGGGCGCUGUCAUCGGCGAACGUCUCGUGCUGUCCGCUGCGCACUGUUUCGAUAAACAACCGCUACAAUUAGACCACAUCAGGCUAGUGGUGGGCGAGCACAGACUGAAGUUUCAGGACAAGCACGAGAACAGGUUCCUGGCGGAGAAGGUGGUGCUGCAUCCGGAAUUUCGGAAAGAUGGUCCACAUAGCAACGACAUAGCGGUGAUCCUAGUAUCGCGUUCCGGCUCCGGCAUGCAGUUCAACAGUCACGUCCGGCCGAUCUGUCUUCCGGACGGGGGGGAGGAGAGCGCCGGACAGUGGUGCGCGGUCAGCGGCUGGGGAUAUCAGACAGAAAGUACAGAAAGCUUCGCGCCCGUCCUCAGAGCGGCUUCCGUACCAGUACUAGAUCUGGAGACUUGUAGAGCGAACCAGGUCUUAGGCGGUCGACAGCAAGCGAUACUGGAUUCUAUGUUAUGCGCAGGAAUUCUCUCUGGAGGAGUAGACGCGUGUCGUGGUGACUCUGGAGGGCCGUUAGCGUGCAUGACUGCCGACAGGUGGCAGCUGCACGGGGUCGUGUCGUGGGGGUCAGGAUGCGCGCGGCGGUCUCGCCCGGGGGUCUACACGCGGGUCGCAUCAUACGUCGACUGGAUAAAGUACACUGCCGCCUCCUUGGGGCAUAAGAUCGCAUGAUUAUAGAUAGCCAUAGAUUAAAAAUAAAAAUAUUGUAACAGAGGAAAAAUACUGUAAUGUACGUGUUAGAGCGAGAUACAUAUACAGGGUCAAGACACGCUGGUCUCUAGUGGUUUGACGGGAGUUUUGAACGAAACAAAAUUGAUAAUUGAUGAAAAAAUUAAAAAUAGUUAUUAAGGGUGGGUAAUAUAUAACAAUAUAUAUAGAUUUUAGUUAUAAUAUCUAUAUAUAUACCACAGGGAGACUGUACAAAAGUCGAUUGCUUGGGUACCUCUGUCCCAUUCGUGUUUCAACCGUGAAGCAGUUGUGUUUGCAUGGCUGUGUUUCGGUUUGAAGGGUGGGAUAUGGCAGUGAAUUUACAGGGUACAGAGAAAUAACAUCCGAGUACUCAGGAAUGGCAACGCUGGGAUAUGGCGUGAAUUUACUUGGUACAGAUGAAUAACAUCCGAGUCCUCAGGAAUGGCAACGCAUGGGGGGUAUCAUGGGCGAAACAGUAUACUCUGUUAUGUCCAUGGUACUGCUCAUGUAUAUAGGCGACGGUUACCACUUUCCAUCAGUUGGGCCGUCAGCUUGUUUGCCAUUCUAAGUUGUAUAAAAAAAAUAUCGGUCCAAUAAACAAUGUGAUAAAAAUCUGUUAUUCAAAACAUAAUAUUAGAUAACAAACAUUUAACAUAUUGGAAAAUAGAUAUCCGACCGAUAUGGGCGAUAUCGAGACGGGCGAUGACCUCUUUUGCACUAUCAAUGUCUAGAAAAACCACCUAUAUAUCGGAUAGGUAUCCAUAUUAGAUACCUAUGUCUAACAAUUAUUUAUUGGUAUGCGUCCAAUAACAUAUAAAUAAAAUAUAAACAUAAAAAUGAACAUACAAUUUUAUAUGCGUCUAAAAUUCUCACUACUUUUUAAUUAGAGUUUUAUAUCUUAUAUUCUAGAACUUUGUACUAUUUUAUAUUUAUUAUUUAUAUUUACAUUUAUUUAUUAUACUUAUACAGUGGUACUAAUGACUAAAGGCAAAUAGUAUUAUUUUCUUUAAAUAAACCUAAAUAUGUUUAAGAUUACUAAUAUUUUAAAUAGACAAUAGAGAUUUAAUGUGUCUGUGGUGACCGCUACGUGAUACAAGCCACGUCGAAACGUCGACAAUGAAGAAGCAGGUAUGUAGGUACUAUUUACUUAUAAAAUCUUUUACAUCGCGUUAAAUCCUGAUUUCGUAUUUAAAAUAUGUGUUUUAAAGUUUAAAAUUAAGAUUACUAAUGGUAUUUAUACACAAAUUAAAAAGAAAACUCUGAAAAGAUGACAAAUAACGCGAUAUGGUGUUAAGUCCGCCAUUUACACUUCUUAGGUGAAUUAAAGUUUAUAACAAAUAAGUACAUUUUAAACAUUUGACUUAAAUGAUUUUGAAAAUUUCGCAAAGAUUUCUCUGUUAUGCAAACAUAUUGAAAUUUUGAUAAAACCUAAAAAGGAAACCUAUAAAAGAUGGUAGAUAACGCCAUAUGGUGUUACGUCCGCCAUUUACACUUUCUAGGUGUAUUUAAGUUUAAUGAAUAAGAAAACAAGAAAUAAUUUAUAUUUGUAAUU